This is a messenger RNA of Ostrea edulis (European flat oyster), 3964 nucleotides long. Its product is annotated as sonic hedgehog protein-like. Gene Ontology annotation, molecular function: calcium ion binding; patched binding. The coding region runs from base 1452 to 2675 and encodes 407 amino acids. The record is from RefSeq and is a predicted model, not a curated record. The transcript is spliced from 7 exons. Lineage: Eukaryota; Metazoa; Mollusca; Bivalvia; Ostreida; Ostreidae. Gene Ontology annotation, biological process: regulation of gene expression; cell-cell signaling; cell fate specification.
UUUUAAUAAAGUCAUAAAGUUUUCAUUUGUGGAUUUUGAUCUUUAUCAUAGGAAUGUUUUGCAGGCCUUUUUUAAAGGAAGGGUGAAAAUUAAAAGCGAUAAUUAACUAUCAUCAGGUGCGCUUUGUAGUGUUUUUUUCUUGUUGUCGUUUAGGAAUAGAUCUCGGAUGAAGUUGAGAAUUGGACCUUAUCCUUAGAAUAUUUUUUGUAUGACACUGGGCUUAAAAUGAAGAUGUAACUGAUACGUGUAUUUGACACGGGGAUGAUUGGCGAGAGACAGUCAUAAAAGUUACGAUUUUACCCGUCAAAUUGCGUAAGCGUUAUGAACCACUUAACUUACAUUUUAUUUCUGCGACGACUGUGAAAUAUCAACCGUUGGAAGGCGUUUUGGAUUUACCUCUGUUAAAUUUAAGGAAUUUUACGAGAGGAAUUGUGACUAUCUGGGGUUCUGUAUUUGCAAUCCUUAGUUUCAUUCAGGAUUUAGUUUUAUCGCAGCGUUCAAGAUAGAUAGAAGGCGACAGAAAUUUUCUAUGAUCCAGUCACCAGACGGUUAUAUAUCUCCGACUACAAAACAUGAGCUCCGAAAGUGAAGAUUUCGGAAACGCUAGCAGUGUUUCAUUGGACUGCAGGAAGAUACAUCUUUAAAAACUCAAAGGAAUUCUUUUCUUUCGACAAAAAUAGGAAACCUUCGCCAAAAAAUAAUUCUACAGAUGUAAAUACGGAAAAAAUAAUUUAGUGAACUUCAAAGAGUGUAGAACUCAAUAUCUGAGUGUCACCAGAAAUCAUGAAGUGAAAGGGGCAGAGAAGGUGGAUUUAAUGAUUUUUAAACAAGAAGGAUUUUUAUCAGAUAAAGCACGAAGAUGUAACUGAUUGACAGAUGUAGGGCUUUUAAAGUGGGCUGUCAACUUGUGGACUGGGUAGAUUCCUAUUGGUUCAAAAUUUGAUAUCUGAUUCACGGUACUAGUGGCUUGUUAAACAGUUAAAAAGGAUGUAAUCAGUGGAAAAGCAGGACUGAGGGUCGGAACACACCCAUAGCCAAUCACAGACAUACGAUUGGAUUAUUACAGACAGUGACAGCAACUUAAGGAUAUUAAUAUAGAUAUAUUGAACUGCCGCAUCAGUGUUUUAUCGGUGAUAAGUGUGGUACUGUUCUACUAGUACAGUUCUAUAUACUGUGAACAAUGAAUGAAUAAGGAGCCAACAUAACGUCAAAUUUCAAAGAGAGAGAGAAAAGAUUGUGUCGAACACACCAGAUAAAACUUAUCAAACCUUUGAUGUUUUCAAUUUUUCAGAAAUUGAAUCAUGAUUUUAAAUUAACAGCGAAAUGUAUUACAGGGAAAAUCCAGAGAAUUAUAUGAGGGCUGAUAUACAGGUGGGAAGGUUUAAACUGUCAUCGGCGUAAAAGUGACGUUAUUCGUAUUCAUCAUCGAACGUAGAACUGGGGGCAUCGGUAUGCGCUCGUCCGCGCUUCUCUCCGUGCUCCAAACAGCAGUGUUUGCCUUUCUCAUUCUUACUGGACCCUCCUUACAGUGCGCCUCGCCGCGGGGAUCGGGGCGGAGGCACAGGCCCGGAAAUAGGACCCCACUAGUGUAUAAACAGCAUGUGCCGAACGUCUCAGAAAACACUCUUGGUGCCAGCGGCUUAGCGGAGGGGCGUAUUACCAGGGACGAUCCGAAAUUCAAAAAACUGGUGACAAAUGACAACCCAGACAUCAUUUUCCGAGACGAGGAGGGGGACGGGUCCGAUCGAAUCAUGACACAGAGAUGCAAAGACAAACUGAAGAUUUUGGCCAUAUCAGUCAUGAACACAUGGCAAGGGGUCAAACUUCGAGUGACCGAGGCCUGGGAUGAUGAUGGCCACCAUGCCAAGGACUCGCUCCAUUACGAAGGAAGAGCCGUAGACAUCACAACCAGCGACAAAGAUAGAGCAAAGUACGGCGUGUUAGCAAAACUGGCGGUGGAGGCAGGGUUCGACUGGGUUUACUUUGAGUCCAGGGGCCACAUUCACUGUUCCGUUAAAUCAGAUUCGUCUGCGGCCAUUAAAAUUGGAGGCUGUUUCCCGCCAAUGGCAACAGUGUACACAGAACAUGGUGGAACUAUGAACAUGGCAGGUCUUCAACUCGGAGACAAAGUUCUUAGCUUAAAAGCCAAUGGGAAGCUCGGUUACAGCGAGGUCGUAUCAUUCCUUGAUAGGGACGAAAACCGUGCUGGAAUGUACUAUACAAUAACUACAAGUGAUGUACGAACCAUAACUCUUACUGAUAAACAUCUCAUCUACACUUCAGCCACGAAUUCAUCUUCAAUCGAAUCCUAUGUUGCAAAUUACGCACAAACAGUUCAAAUUGGUCAGUUUGUUUUAAUUAAUGACAAUGAUAGUGAAGUCAGAUCGUCACAAGUGACGCACGUGACGUCACAAACUGUGAAAGGUGUGUAUGCGCCUCUGACACAUGAUGGGACCAUUGUUGUGAAUGGAGUUGUGACGUCAUGUUAUGGUGUCAUCAAUAGUGAACGCAUUGCACACUUAUCUUGCAGCCCUCUUCGAUGGAUGCAUUCUUUAUCAAAAUACAUUCCUUUCAUAUCACGUGAUACGGAACAAAAUGGCGUUCAUUGGUAUGCCGAGUUCCUCUACUCAGUUGGAAGAAUCUUCCUUAGUCCGGAUUUGCUCUACAUUGUCUGACCAGUUUCGACAGUUGUUAUGCUAAUAACAUUGGGUGUCCUUUGAUUAACAUUGGAAAAAUGAAUGAUUUUAAGAUUUCUUGUUGUGAUUUGGGAAAAUGAGUUGAAAUUUUCUGAAUGAUUGAUAUAACCAUAUAACCUUAUACUGCCAGUGGAUUACGGACGGAGAUGUGACCAUAUUAUGAUUCAUAACUUAUUUUUAUUUAUUUAUUUCCACUGGUCCUUCGUGAUUUAAAAAUCCGUAGUGCAUCAUUUCUCUGUUUAACAACCCACUGUCUCCUUGCUGCACUGUUACUGAAUCCAAUAUAUUGAUGAUACUAGCCGUUUAUUACCGAUAUGACGGGUUUUUUUUCUAUGUCAGAGUGUAACCAGGCCCUGAUGAAUGAAAGAUAGAAACAAUUAUGAUUUAUUAAUAUCAUAGAUAUACCCAUGAUUCCACGACCACGUAAAUGAGUCAAAAAUAUCAAUAUUUAUUGUCAAUAUUCAUUUAUUAUCUUCACAUCCUCUUUAAGUGCAUAUAGGUCGUUUGUUGACUUUCUGAAUCGCCUUGUCAUUCAUUGCUCUAAUGUUUAGCUCUAUAAUGUCAUGUUUACAAGACGGUCGAUACGCAAAGCAAUAUUUCUUUACUAUGGUUCAUUCAGUUCGUGUUCAACUACAGUGUAACAUUCCAGUUACAUUUCUUGUGUGUAUAGAUGAGAAUUUUCAUGAUCGUGAUAUGAAAUUUAAAAAAAUAAUGACUGAACCAUUGAUUAGCAUGUGUGACAAUGAACAAAAUAUUGUUUCUUUCAGGAGGUUCAGUAAUUUUUAAUGCACGUUUCUCUGUCGGUUCAUCAUGACCGCACAAAUUUUAUCACGGUAAAAAGCGAUUGAUGCUGACACCAGCAUUUCGUGAAAAUCUUCAAAUUCUCAGUUUAUGUAAGUUAUUUUUUUUUUAAAUAUGAAUGUAUGGCAGGAUCAAUUGUGUAUUCAAUUAGAAAUCCCAAUGUAUUAUUUGAAAUGACACAUGUUUGGAGUUGAUAGAUUUUUGAUUACUAUAUUUGAUUAUUAGUUGAAAGAUGCUUGAUAAAAUUGUAGUUAUAUGAGGUACGAUUGAAGUUGGUGCUAUUGCUUGUGCUGUUCAAUUGUUCAACUGCACGUGUUCUCAAAAUGAAAGUUCUGCAUUAUGUUUAUAGUUAUUUCGUUGUACAAUGAAAUAUUGUAAUAUUUGUUAUGUAAAUUAUUUUUCUGACGUCACAGUGUGAAUGUCAUGUUUUAGUCUGCAGAAAUGUUAGAAUAAAAAAAAUAUCUUCA